This is a messenger RNA of Cataglyphis hispanica, 1139 nucleotides long. RefSeq lists its product as uncharacterized. Bases 150 to 956 code for a protein of 268 amino acids. The record is from RefSeq and is a predicted model, not a curated record. The transcript is spliced from 5 exons. Lineage: Eukaryota; Metazoa; Arthropoda; Insecta; Hymenoptera; Formicidae.
UCAAAUGAUUCUUACAAAAGAUUAUUUUAUCGUUAUUUUGAUCGCUCUCAUCAUUUCAUCCCUGAUUUGUGUUCUCGUGUUUCCUUCUUGUGUCGCGUUUCGUUGGUCAUCACUUUGCAUUUCUUCAGCUUUCCAACAAACGAGCGAUUAUGGUUUAUGUUUUUUGCAAAAGAGAAAUUACAGACAGAGCGAUUCAACAAUCGAUAGAAGUCUCAGCUAAUCUGCACUGCAUGUUAUUACAUUUAUACGCGGAACAGGCUCGGUGCGACAAAGCUGUAAGGAAGAGAAAACAACGCAUACGCAACAAGCCGUUGAAUAGCUUUGAAUAUUUUUUAAGCGACGGCUUAAUAUGCCUGGGCGCGGCAAAGAGAUUUUACAAAUGGAACCGGAGUAGCCGUGCGUUAUUUGGGUUGCUAAUACGGAAUAUAGACAUUUUUACUAGACUGAAAAACAAGUUAUCCGAAAUACAGUAUAAUAAAAACCGACUUUUAAGGAGGCAAAGUAUUUAUGAUAGCAAUUUUAUCAUAAUUGCCACGGACGAUAUAAUUUUUGAAAACGGCCAAUUAGAUAUAAACUUAAAUGACAUAUUGGAGUUUGAAGAUGAUGAGUUAAUUGACUUUUAUACUUGGGUUAAUAAGAUACCCGAUCGCAUAGGUUUGAUGAUAGGAAUGGAACGUAUGUUUAACCUAAUUCAAGAUGCAUUCUUCGAAAUAUGUUCUUCACUGUGUCAAGCGUUAAACGAAUAUUGCAAGAAGUUAAGACAAUAUCUAUAUAACAACAAGGACAAACUGAAAUCGAGCAAAUUUUAUUCAGAAAAACAUUCAAUACAGUAUAGGUAUCGCUAUAUGUGUUGCAAAUAUCAUUUCUUAAAGCGAUUGCUAGAGUUAAUUAGCGAGCAAGAAAAAUACAUCGCAAAAUACAAUAGUACUUACAACUUAUAUCAGAGAAAUAGUUGAACAACUGAUGAUGGCGUAUUUCUUACAUGACAAUUUGUACGAUAUUUUGUAAAAAAUGGAAGAAAAUAUAUAAACUUAACUAACUUUCUGUUAGUGAAUAAUUAUUGUAACUUAUUGAAAAAAUUUAUACGACAUUUGUAUUUAUAUUAGAAUAUAUGAUAAAUAUAUGUAUUUGUAAUAAAA